AUGGCGGCGGUGGCUGUGGUUGACGUGGAGGACGAGAGCAUCUUGGCAUCUGUGUUUAAAGACAGUUUCCCGGAAAGCUGGAGGGACAACCCGGACUUUGCGGCUUAUCUGUCUGAACUGAGCUCGUUCGGGUUGGAGAAGCUUCGCAGAGAGCCAGAGAGACUGGCAGAGGACAGGGCCCAGAUCCUGCAUCAGACCCGGGACCUGGCCUUCUCCAACUACCAGACGUUCAUCCGGAGCGCGGACUGUACCCAUCACAUCUACAAGGACUUCGGGCGAGUGGAGAGCAGCGUGUGCCAUCUGCUGGAGACUCUACCACGCUUCGGAGAGAAAUGCAGGGCGUUCAUGAAGGAGGCAGAGCAGAUCGGAGCGAGCCGCCGGAUGAACAGUCUGACUCUGAACAGACACACAGAGAUCUUGGAGGUGCUGGAGAUCCCGCAGCUCAUGGACACGUGUGUGAGGAACAGCUACUAUGAGGAGGCGCUGGAGCUGGCGGCGUACGUGAAGAGGCUGGACAAGAAGCACGCCACUCUGCCCGUCAUACAGGGCAUCGUGCGAGAGGUGCGCCAGUCCACUCAGCUCAUGUUGAACCAGCUCCUGCAGCAGCUGCGCAGUAACUCGCAGCUGCCCGCGUGCCUCCGAGUCAUCGGCUACCUCCGCCGUAUGGACGUGUUCACCGAGGCUGAGCUGCGCGUCAAGUUCCUCCAGGCGCGCAGCACCUGGCUCAGCUCCAUCCUGUCCGCCAUCCCCGACGAAGACCCCUACUUCCACAUCACCAAAACCAUCGAAGCCUGCCGCGUGCACCUUUUUGACAUCAUCACCCAGUACCGCGCCAUCUUCUCCGACGAAGACCCGCUAGUACCCGCCGUUGGAGCCCAAGCGGCCGUCAACGAGCCCGCCAUUUUCCACGGAUGGGUCGUGCAGAAGGUGUCCGAGUUCCUGGCCACGUUAGAGCGGGACUUGGAGCGGGGGGUGGGCAGCAGGCUGGACUCGCUGCUCGGCCAGUGCAUGUACUUUGGUUUGUCUUUCAGCCGAGUCGGAGCGGACUUCCGUGGGUUGUUGCCGCCGCUUUUCCAGCGCGUGGCGGCCGAGAGCUUCCGGAAGUCAUUGAAGGAGGCGGCGGAGAGGCUGGAGGAGGAUAUGAACUCGUACACGUUGAUCUCGUUGUCGUCGGUGCUCGGGGGGACGAUUCCGGCCAUGCAGCCCACCACACAGCCCGGCACGCUCACGCCACCCAUGGCUCUCCUGGACUUCCAGCCGUUAGCCUGUUUUCUGAAUCACGUUCUUACCGCGUUCAACGACCUGAGGCUGUGCUGCCCCCUGGGACUGGCUCACAACGUCACCGCGGCUCUGGAGGAGGCACUGAAGCUGGUGACCCGCCAGAUCGUCGUCUUCCACCGCGCGGAGCAGACGGCCUUCAGCGACCGAGAGAAGGAGCUCUUUGUGAAGUUCUGCUCUGCGUUUGCCGACGACCUGCUGCCGUUUCUGAACCAGUGCCUCCAAACGCUGUUCCCCCCGAGUCAGCUCGCCCUCAUCCUCGGUCUACCUCCCACUCAGCUUCAAAAAUACGGUAAUCUGGGCCGGAUCAACAUCGCCGCCAUCACUGAACCUUUGGAGUUUGUUUUACCCAAAAGAGAGAUUUUGGAAGAUUCAGAUCCACUACUACCAGAGCUUGACCUGACUUUAGACCUGGGCAGUCUCAGUCUCGAGCCCCAAACCCAGGAGCCUGAAGCUGAAGAUUCCAAAACGCCUGAGCCAGAACCAGGCCCGGAUCUGGAUCCUGGGCCAGCGGCAGAUCCCACACUGGAGGAGAUACUCGGCCCUGAUCCGGGUUUACAGAGUCCGUCAGACGACACGCAGACAGAGACGGAACUGGAUGAAGACAUUGAGGAGUUGUUGAAGUGA
Messenger RNA from Knipowitschia caucasica, 1905 nucleotides. NCBI's taxonomy places the organism in Eukaryota, Metazoa, Chordata, Actinopteri, Gobiiformes, Gobiidae. The record is from the annotation of a GenBank genome assembly.